AUGCAAUUAUCGCCGGACGUGGUCCUUUUCCUCCUCCUCUCCUAUCUCCCUCUGAGCAUCGCCUCCAGCGAAGUGAAACCACCUCCAAAACCAUGUACGAUUCACUCACCCUCCACCGGUUCCUUCUUCGAUCUGCGACCGCUGCACCUGACGGCCGAGGGCACGAAAUACCAGGUUGCGAGCAAUGAAUCGUAUCAUGUCAAAGGCUAUGACUACCCGUCAAACUUCACCAUGAACUUCUGCGGUCCGGUCGUGGAAGAGUUGGACGAUGUUGAAGGGAUUCCGAUGACAAAAGUUGCCAACGUAUCAGCGUUCUACAAAGACCAACGCGGAGAUAUCUAUAGCAUCGGGCAACAGAAUGAUCAACCGUUGUUCCGUGGAAAGAAACUCCUUAUGAACUACACUAUGGGCUCGCCCUGUCCCGACGUGGAUGAGAAUGGCGUUCCUAUAGAUCGGGAUGCUAUGGCGAGCACAGACAAGAGAAGACGCAAGUCUACAAUGCUGUCGUUCAUCUGCGACACGUCACCACUGCUGUCGACUCGACCGGCCAUUUCCUUCCUCGGAACUCCCGACCAUUGCACAUACAUUUUCGAGGUCCGCUCGCGUUACGCCUGCGGCGGGACCACAUCGGCAGGCGAAAAGGGGACCCUCGGACCAGGCGGAGUGUUCGCUGUUAUCCUCGGGAUCGCCCUUCUGGUGUAUCUCAUCGGAGGUGUUGUGUACCAGCGCAAUGUCAUGCAUCAAAGAGGGUGGAAACAGUUACCCAACUACGCCGUCUGGGCCGGGUUGUUCAGCUUUAUCUCGAGACCUCUGUCCAUGCCACGCCGAAAGCGAAAUGGCUCCAGUGCGAGGAGCCACGAUUGGAAAUCCGACUUGCCGUAG
Molecule: messenger RNA, 882 nt
Organism: Capronia coronata CBS 617.96
Lineage: Eukaryota; Fungi; Ascomycota; Eurotiomycetes; Chaetothyriales; Herpotrichiellaceae
Product: cation-dependent mannose-6-phosphate receptor
Exons: 2
Coding region: 1-882 (293 amino acids)
Biological process (GO): vacuolar transport
Source: RefSeq, a predicted model, not a curated record